GAUCGCAUAAAAGCGCAGGAGACGACAUUUUCCCUCAGUUGUCUUGCUGUAGCAGUGACUGCACGGACGUCUCAGCUUUUCCCCGCUACGUGUAACCGCUAUUUAGCCUACCUUUUCCCCUCGCGUGAACGAAGAAAAAGAAAGCCAGAAAAAUGGCCGAGAGCAAGGUGCGCCAGAACUACCACAAGGAAUCCGAGGAGGCAGUCAACCAACAGAUCAACCUCGAGCUGUACGCCUUCUACACCUACACUUCCAUGUCCUUCUACUUUGAGCGGGACGAUGUGGCCCUCCCAGGGUUCACCAAGUACUUCCGGAAGGCCGCCGGCGAGGAGCUGGAACACGCCCAGACCUUCAUGAAGUUCCAGAACGAGCGCGGCGGGAGGAUCGUGCUCCAGGACAUCAAGAAACCGGCCAAGGACGAGUGGGGAUGCGGCCAGGACGCCAUCAAGGCCGCCCUCGACCUGGAGAAGACGGUGAACCAGGCCCUACUCGACCUCCACAAGGUGGCCGACAAGCACGGAGACUUCCACGUAAGUUUCGGCGUGUAAAUUUCACUCCCGUAAUACCACACCACACUACAUCGACCACUCGUUUAUCCGCCCUUUCUUUUUUCGACAGAUGGCCGAUUUCAUCGAGGGCCACUUCCUCCACGAGCAGGUCGAGGGCAUCAAGCAACUGGGUGACUACUGGACCAUGCUCAAGAGGGUGGGGCCCGGCCUUGGAGAGUACACCUUCGACCACGAGACCCUGGGCGAUUAGAUCUUCACCGCCCCCGAAGGUGCCGACUAGCGGCAAAGAUCGGACUGGAUCAGUGUAGUAGUUGUAGAAAUGUGCUGUAGUGUGUGGUGUAUCGGUCCGUUAGGACAUGUUGGCCACCUAUGAGAAAAGUAUUUACACAUGAUCAA
Molecule: messenger RNA, 905 nt
Organism: Geodia barretti
Lineage: Eukaryota; Metazoa; Porifera; Demospongiae; Tetractinellida; Geodiidae
Source: the annotation of a GenBank genome assembly